CUUUUAGAAAAGGGGAGGCUUCCUAGGGAUAUCAACCAAACAUGGCAGCAUAUCAGGUUGCAACGAAACUAGAAAUGUCCCCUCAUAUUAAGGGUGGACAAGACAACUCGGUGUAAGGAAAAGAGUCCCAAAAGCAGGCAAAAGGUUCAGAGAUAGCUCCCAUUCCCACUGUUAGAAGUCCCUCAAGAACACCAAGCUACACAUAUAUGCAGAAGGCCUAGGUCAGACCCAUGAAGCCUCCCUGGUUGUCAGCUCCCUGGUUGAGAGCUCUAAUAAGUUGAUUCUGUGAGUUUUCUUGUAGUGUCAAUGACCCCUGUCUUCUAUAAUGCUUCCUCCCCCUCUUCCUGAUCUGAGAUCCGCCUACUGUUUGGAUAUGGGUCUCAUCUUCAUUCCAGUUUCAGGAUGAAGCUCCUCUCAUGACAGCUAUGCUGUGUUCUGAGCCUACAAGUAAAGCAGAGUAUCAUUAGGCAUCAGUUCAUUGACUUUUGUUUUUACCAAUCAUGCUUGGUUGUAUCCUAAGUCUUUGAGCUAUCCAGCCUCUGGUUCCUGGUCCUCCAGGCAGUGUCAGGCUUAGGUUCCUUCUCAUGGCAUGGAUCUCAAGCUGGACCAGUCUUUGGUUGGCCACUCCCAUAAGUUCUUCUCCAUCGCUAGCCUGUCACAUUUUACAGGCAGACAAAUUAUUAAGUUGAAUGUUUUGUGAAUGGGUUGGUCUCCCAAUUCUUUGACUAGAAACCUUGCCGGCUUUCAUAAAAUGCAUGGUUCAGGCUCUGUCCUCCCCAUUACUAGGAGUCUUUGCUCAUAGAUUUCUGGGAAAUUCUAUUACACUAGGUUCCUACCUCCCCAGUUCCUAUUGUCUCUCUCAGAAUUCUGUCCCUCCACCCUCCCCUCCACCAGAUCUCUCCCCUUCCCAUGCCCUCCUGCCCUCAAUCCACCCAUGCAGUCUUUUUUAUUUCCCCUUCCCUGGAGAUUCUUGUUGUUUCCCCUUAAGCCCUUUGAUACUUAGCCUCUCUGCAUCUGUGGAUUGUAGUGUGAUUAUCCUAUAGCUAAGAUCUACUUACUAGAGAAUUAUUGCUCCGUGGUAACAAUUGUGGACCAGACAAAUGUGAAGUUAACGUGUAUGCUCUUUAGUGGAGACUAUGAGUCCCUUCCCAUCAUUUAUAAAGUUGGAGACAUUGUUCGCUUCCACAGGCUGAAGAUUCAAAUGUAUAAAAAUGAGCUUCAGGGAAUCAACAGCUCUGGUUUCGCAUCGUUGACAUUUGAAGGAACUUUAGGGACGCCUGUCACAGCACGUACUUCAAGCAAAGUUUUUAGCUUCACGUCUCAGGACCAAAAAAUGGUAGAAGCUUUGCGGGUUUGGGCGUCCGAGCACCUUCCGGCUUCUUCAACUUUAGUGCAGCUGUGUGAUGUUCAGCCCAUGCAGUAUUAUGACCUGACCUGUCAGCUCCUGGGGAAAGCAGAAGUGGAUGCAACAGCCUUUCUUCUAAAGGUAUGGGACGGAACCAGGACUGUGUUUCCCUCUUGGAGAGUCCCCACACAAGAUCUUACUGUUGAGGGGGACUUGGACCACAUUCUGCGGCUACAGGGGCUGGUGAUAGACAUUCUAGUCUACGAUAACCAUGUUCAAGUGGCAAAAACCAUCAAGGUUGGAAGCUUUCUUAGAAUCUAUAGCCUCCAUGCAAAACUUCAGUCUGUUAAUUCAGAACCCAGCAGUUCAUCAUUAAGGCUAGAGCUCCAUCUCCAUGGAGGGACCAGUUACGGUCGGGGCAUUAGAGUUUUACCAGAUACAAGCCCUUGUGUGGAUCAGCUGAAAAAAGAUUUAGAAGGUGCAAAUUUAGCAGUCACUGAGCCCUCAAAUGGUAUCUGUCAAUCAAAAAAUGAGGACAACUUUGCACUAUCAAGCUCCAGAUCAGGUUCAGUAUCACUGUAUGAGGAAGAACGAUGUCAGCAAGUCUCUGCUACAAUACUUACAAAUCACCAAUAUUUAGAGAAAACACCACUGUGUGCCAUUUUGAAGCAAAAAGCUCCUCAACAAUACAGAGUCCGCGCCAAGCUGAGAUCGUACUUGCCCAGAAGACUCUCGCAGUCUGUUAAACUUCUUUGUCCUCAAUGUCAUUCAUUGCAAGAAGUUCCACAUGAGUACAAUUUAGAUAAAAUUUUGCAAGAUGCUGCAACUGAAGCUCCAAACAUCAAGCUGCAAGCUACAUCAUGGUAUGAUUCAGAGGUCUGGACCACGGAGGACCAGGGAGGACGGCAGGUCGCUAUUCAUUUUGUGAAAAAGGAUAGCAUUCUCCCGCUUCCAAGUGAAUGUCUAAUUUUGAUAGAAGGAGGAAGGCUCUGUGAAAUCUCUAAACUAUCCAGCAAGUUCCACAGUGUGAUCCCUGUGCGGUCUGGCCCUGAGCACCUGGAGCUCCUCGACCUUUCAGCCCCAUUCCUCAUACAGGGCAAGGUGCAUCACUAUGGAUGUAAACAGUGUUCAAGCUUGAAACCUAUACAAAGCCUAAAUUCUCUUCUUAAUAAAGGACCAUGGAUUCCUUCCUCUGUGGCAGAAGUCCUGGGCAUUGUGCUGCUGCAGUAUGUGUUUGUUAUGGCUUUCACUCUGGAUGACGGAACAGGAGUAUUGGACGCUUACCUCAAGGAUUCUGAAAACUUUUUUAAGAUCCCAGCAUCCGAAGUCCUCACUGAUGACAACCUUCAGAGAAAUCUGGAAAUGAUCAUGGAUAUGAUAUGUCCCCCAGGAAUUAAAGUUGAUGCAUACCCAUGGCUAGAGUGCCUCAUCAAGUCCUACAAUGUCACCAUCGGAACAGAGAAACGAAUUUGCUACCAGAUUUUUGAUACCACAGUUGCAGAAGAUGCUGUCUAGUGCUACUGUUCUGUACAGUGUGUAUGGACUUUUACAAUUUUAGAAAAGGUCUUGACACUCUGAGAAUACCAGAAGACACUUUGCUAUUGUAAAAAAGUGUUUUAUCCUUUUUCACUUUUUUUUGUUUAGUUCUUUUGUACAAAAAAUAUCUUACUGUUAUUUAUGCUGUCUUGUGAACAUGUCAAAAGUCCCUUGUCAUCAUGUCUGGGAAGGUACGAAAUUAGGCAGCGCUGGUUGGGGAGAACCAGGCUUUCUUGGCUCUCAUUUAUAAAACAUUGGGAUCUAAUUUUCUUUCUUGCCAUGCCCACUUAUCUACACCAGUAAAGUCUGCAGUAUCAGGGUUGAAAGCCUGAUCAUGGAUCAGAGUCAUUAUGACUUC
This is a messenger RNA of Mastomys coucha (southern multimammate mouse), 3239 nucleotides long. It is a transcript of the gene Pot1, whose product is annotated as protection of telomeres 1. Gene Ontology annotation, biological process: regulation of telomere maintenance via telomerase; telomere capping. NCBI's taxonomy places the organism in Eukaryota, Metazoa, Chordata, Mammalia, Rodentia, Muridae. The coding region runs from base 1118 to 2860 and encodes 580 amino acids. The record is from RefSeq and is a predicted model, not a curated record. Gene Ontology annotation, molecular function: telomerase inhibitor activity; G-rich strand telomeric DNA binding. Gene Ontology annotation, cellular component: nuclear telomere cap complex; chromosome, telomeric region. The transcript has 14 exons.